AUGUUGAGUAUUGCACGAUCGCGGCUCGCAUUGGCUUUCCAAUUCCUGUUCAUCGUCAUCAAUGCUUUCGCCCUAUUGCUCGGCGUGGUCUACAACCACAAAACCCCCGAAAUGUAUGCAAACAAUGCACACGGCAAGACCGGAUGGAUCAUUACCUGGAUCGCUUCAGCCUGGGUUUUCAUGGCUCUUGUUCAGGUUUAUGCAGGCCGAGCUUCGUCGCCCGAGUCUACAGACGACGAAACCCAACCCAUGACCACGGCCAACAUGGCCCGCUACCAGCGCGUGCAAGAUUGCCUUCCAGAUCCUUCGCGCUUUUCGAACGAUUCGGGCCAGGGUACGGAGCGCAACUCCGCAUCUCUCUUCGGCCACUCUAGGUCUCCCAGCGUCGAGGAGGACGAGCAUCUUUUCAGUGGACCCACUCGGAGGUACACUUCUGACGACGACGAAGCUUUCGAUGAGACCGAGAAGCCGAAAUUUUUGCGUAACACUGCGGUCGACAAUUUCUUCUCACGAAAUGUCGCCCGCUUCGCAGUGGGUCGUCCUCUCAAGUGGCUUCGCUUCUUCUAUGUUGUUAUCGAGAGGACUAUCCUGGUUCAAGGUUUCGUAGCAUUUGCAACCGGAACUGUGGUCUAUGGUGGUAUUGCACACGGCGGCGCUGUCUUCAAUGUCCUUGCCCACUACGUGAAAGGCGCCAUCUUUUUCGGAUAUGGACUUCUAACUCUCGGCCGCUGGAUGGGAGCCUUUGCGGAUUUUGGCUGGGCUUGGAACAUGAAGCCAUGCAAGGAUGUAGUCGGUCGUCGGAAAGCGGGUGUACCAUCUGCCGAGUUCACCGAAUCCUUCGUCAUUUUCCUCUACGGCUGCACAAAUGUAUUCCUCGAGCAUCUUGCUGCAUGGGGAGAUGCGUGGACUGCUCAGGACUUGGAGCAUGUCUCCAUCUCCGUGAUGUUCUUUGGUGGUGGUUUGUUGGGCAUGAUUGUCGAAUCGCGAAAGAUGCGCGAGCUGCUUAACUCAUCCGUCCUAUCAUCUCAGCCUGUUGGCCAACAGCAGGACGAGGCAUGGAAACAGCCAAGACAGUACAAUUUUUCGAUGAAUCCCAUGCCAGCACUGAUCAUUCUGCUGUUGGGUAAGAUGAUGAGCUCUCACCACCAGGCUUCCAUGCUGUCUACCAUGAUCCACACCCAGUGGGGUAGCAUGUUCAUGGGCUUUGCUCUUGCCCGUGGCCUCACCUACAUCACCCUCUUCAUCUCUCCUCCUUCAUCCUUCCUGCCCUCUCGCCCGCCUACCGAGGUCAUCACUUCCUUCUGCCUGAUCGCCGGUGGCAUCACCUUCAUUGUGAGCAACAAGGACACUGUUGCGGCUCUUGAGUCGUACAACCUGGACGCCAUGUUCACGUUCACCGUCACCAUGGGCUUGACGGCUCUCCUCAUGGCCUGGACUACCGUCUUGAUCGCUAUCAAGGGCUGGGCGGUACGCAAGGAGAGCACCACCCGAUAUGCCAAGCACACUGCCGGUGCAUUGGCUUGA
Aaosphaeria arxii CBS 175.79 is the source of this 1524-nucleotide messenger RNA. RefSeq lists its product as uncharacterized. The coding region runs from base 1 to 1524 and encodes 507 amino acids. The transcript has 3 exons. The record is from RefSeq and is a predicted model, not a curated record. Lineage: Eukaryota; Fungi; Ascomycota; Dothideomycetes; Pleosporales.